This is a messenger RNA of Schistocerca serialis cubense, 2454 nucleotides long. RefSeq names its product cullin-1-like. Gene Ontology annotation, biological process: SCF-dependent proteasomal ubiquitin-dependent protein catabolic process; protein ubiquitination. Gene Ontology annotation, cellular component: SCF ubiquitin ligase complex. The transcript has 15 exons. Gene Ontology annotation, molecular function: ubiquitin protein ligase binding. The coding region runs from base 62 to 2341 and encodes 759 amino acids. The record is from RefSeq and is a predicted model, not a curated record. Lineage: Eukaryota; Metazoa; Arthropoda; Insecta; Orthoptera; Acrididae.
CAAGUGUCCGACGACAGUCAUGAAUGUCUGAGAGACCAAGACAGGGCUAGCAUCUCGAAAAAUGGAAGAGGAGGAAGGUGGCGGAACUUACAUAGCCCAAAUCUGGCGUGAUUUAGAAAAGGGCAUUGAACAAGUUUAUAGACGUGAAGCGAUGUCUAGACUUCGCUAUAUGGAAUUGUACAAUCAUGUUUAUAACUACUGUACAAGUGUUUAUCCAAAAAUUGAUGAAGUAACAAACUAUCCAAAGAGCUGUAUUGUUCCGCUAAACGUUUUGAAACUGUAUGAGAGACUGACAACUUUUCUCAGGGUCUAUCUUAUAGAUAUGGUGGUGGAGGGAGCUGAACUUAUGGAUGAAAAUCUCCUAGUGUACUACACAAAGCAAUGGGAAGACUUCCAGUUCAGUUCCAAAGUUCUGAACGGAAUCUGCGCUUACCUUAACAGGCAUUGGAUCCCAAGAGAACAUGACCGAGUCAGGAAGGAUAUAUACGAAAUAUAUAAGAUAGCAUUAAUAUAUUGGAGAGAGGAAAUGUAUUUAACGUUGAACAAUCAGGUAGUGAGUGCUGUUUUGAAACUGAUUGAAAGGGAACGUAAAGGAGAAACAGUAAACACAAGAUUAAUAAGUGAAGUUAUCAACUGUUACAUUGAAAUGGGUUUUAAUCCAGAGUAUCCAAAUGCUAAUACAAAGAACUUGUGCGUCUACAGGUGUUCAUUUGAAACUGUAUUUCUGUUUGAGACAGAAAGGUUCUAUACUCAAGAAAGUGUACAAUUCAUUCAGAACCAUCCAUUAACUGAAUAUAUGAAGAAGGUCGAGCAAAGAGUACUUGAAGAAAAAAAAAGAGUCCAAACAUGUCUUCAUGAAACAACAUGGGACAAGCUUAUUGACAUCUUUGAUAGAGUAUUAAUUGAGAGAUAUAUAGAAAUGUUUCUUGCAGAGUUUGUGGUACUACUUUUUAACAAUCAAACUGAAGACCUUGGAAGAAUGUAUCAGUUGGUAUCUCGUGUUUUAUUUGGUACACAAAACUUACGGGUCCUGUUUGAAGGCCAUGUUGCAGGUGUUGGACUAGCUUCCAUAAACCAAGUUGCUGAUGCUGCUAUUAAUGAUCCGAAACUUUAUGUGGACACUAUACUGGAAGUUCGUAAUAAACAUAAUGCCUUGGUUAUGACAGCUUUUAAUAAUGAUGCGGGAUUUGUUAAUGCUCUUGACAAAGCCUGUAAAAGAUUUAUCAAUGGAAAUGAUGUGACAAGGCUAGCAAACACUUCAUCCAAGUCAUCAGAACUACUUGCAAAAUAUUGUGAUUUAGUGCUAAAAAAGAGCAGCAAUGACCCUGAAGAAGCUGAACUUGAGGAUACACUCAAUCAAGCUAUGAUUGUCUUCAAUUACAUAGAAGACAAAGAUGUUUUUCUAAAAUUUUAUACCAGACUGCUGGCAAAGCGUCUGGUCCACAAUACGUCUGCUAGUUAUGAUGCAGAGCUGUCAAUGAUCUCUAACUUAAAACAGGCUUGUGGAUAUGUGUACACCUCAAAGAUGCAAAGGAUGUUCCAGGACCUUGGUGUUUCUAAAAACCUGAAUGAGGAAUUCAGAACAUAUCUGAAUAAUUCAUGUAAGCCAAUGGCCAUAGAUUUCAGUAUCCAAGUACUUUCAUCUGGUUCUUGGCCAUUUCAGCAGCCACGUGGAUUUACGAUACCCAGAGAACUCGUACAUAGUGUACAUCUUUUCACAGAGUUCUAUAACAGCCAGCGCAGUGGUAGGAAACUCUGUUGGUUGUUCAACGUAUCGAACGGAGAACUGGUUACACACUGCUUCAAAAGGAGGUAUACAUUGCAGGCUUCAACCUUCCAGAUGGCAAUAUUACUGCAGUUUAAUGUGAGUAAGACCUGGACAGUACAACAACUACAAGAGUCCACCCAAAUUGGGUUGGAUGUAGUAAUACAAGUUAUCCAGUCUCUCAUGAAAGCAAAACUUCUGCAGUCAGAAAGCGAUGAAAAUGAUUUGCUACCUAAUUCUGUUAUAGCAUUACCGAAAAUCUACAAAAAUCGGAAAUUCAGGGUGAAUAUCAACAUACCUCUGGAGACAGAAAUAGAAACGGAACAAGAUCAGACAAAUGUGCACAAGAAUAUAGAAGCAGAUCGCAAAAUAUUAAUACAGGCAGCUAUAGUGAGAAUAAUGAAAAUCAGAAAAACAUUGAAGCACCCGCAACUUGUUGCAGAAGUAUUGAACCAUAUGUCAUUAAGAUUUAGACCCAAAGUUCAUCUUAUCAAAAAAUGUAUUGAUAUACUAAUUGAGAAGGACUAUUUGGAAAGAUCAGAUAGUGACAGAGAUACAUACAAUUAUCUUGCUUGAAGACUACAUGGCUAACGACGUGAAAAUGGUGGUCAAAUGUUUCUGCAGCAUGAAGAAAAUGUUACAUACUGUAUAGAAUCAUGUGCAUUUGAUAUGUGAAAAACUGUUAUCAU